Molecule: messenger RNA, 10658 nt
Organism: Pygocentrus nattereri (red-bellied piranha)
Lineage: Eukaryota; Metazoa; Chordata; Actinopteri; Characiformes; Serrasalmidae
Gene: reln
Product: reelin
Exons: 65
Coding region: 212-10624 (3470 amino acids)
Biological process (GO): neuron migration; central nervous system development
Molecular function (GO): lipoprotein particle receptor binding
Source: RefSeq, a predicted model, not a curated record
AGCACAGGCACGCUCCGAACUCCCUGAGAGUGAAGGGAGAAGAGAGGAGAAAAGGUAAAGAAGGAGCAGAGCACCACAACCAGCUUUACAAUCACUCAUACACACACUCAACUUGACCUGUGGACUCUGGCCUGUUUGCAGGACUCUAAUCCCUAUCCAUACCAUUCCUCUCACGCUCCUCCAUCGCAAACUUCUCCCACAAGCAGUGGGGAUGGGGCAGUCCUUCUUCAGUGGUGCCCUUGGUUGUGCCCUGUUGGCCCUGGCUCUGGGGGGCAGCAUGGAUGUGGGGGGCACAUCUGUUGGCUUCUACCCACGCUUCAACCCCUUCUUCUUCCUGUGCACCCAUCAUGGCGAGUUGGAGGGGUCUGGGAUGACAGAAGGAGGGGGAGAGGUGCUGCUCACCUUACAGAUCGUUGGGAAUCCCACUGCCUAUGUCCCAGGACAAGAGUAUCAAGUGACAGUCUCCACUAGUACAUACUUUGAUGGCCUUCUAGUCACUGGUCUUUACACUUCCACCACUGUCCAAGCAGCACCCAUUCCCGCACCUGCUGCCUUUGGAUUUGGAGUGAUGUCAGAGCGACAGUUUGGGACUCAGUUUGUGUGCAGUGUGGUGGCAUCUCAUGUCAGUCAUCUUCCCACAACCAGUCUCAGCUUUGUGUGGAUCGCCCCGCCACCCGGCACAGGCUGUGUGAAUUUCCUAGCUACAGCCACACAUCGAGGACAGAUCAUCUUCAAGGACACUCUAGCCCAGCAGCUGUGUGAACAGGGAGCCCCUACAGAAUCUCCAUUGCGACCUAAUUUAGCUGAGGUUCAUGGAAACCAUGCAGUACUUCGUGAUGAUUUUGACUCUAAUCUGCAAGGAGAACUGGAUCUCAACAUCUGGUCAGACUGCAGUAACUGUGAAGUGGGCGCGCAGUGUGGUGUGCUGUUGCAUGGCAAAGCAGUCACUUUCUGUGAACCCCUGGGACAGCGAGAACUGACCACAGUGGCUCUGAACACAAGCACUGCCUCAGUGUUGCAGUUUGCCUUCGGCUCUGGAUCCUGUCGCUUCAGUUAUUCAGAUCCCAGCAUACUUGUCUCCUAUAGUCUAAACAGCUCAGACGAGUGGAUCACCUUGGAUAAGAUCAGGGCUCCCACAAAUAGCAGCACAGUAGUACAUCUCUUGCCAAUGCCACCAGGCAGUAGGGGAGAGGCUGUGCGACUGCGAUGGACUCAGGAGGCUGCACUAGUGUCUGAUGGCUAUGAGUCCUGCUGGGGAUUGGACAAUGUAUUGCUAGUCAACAUGGCUCACAAGCCCACCCUGCUGGAAGACAACCUAGAUCCUCUGGAUACUGCCAACUGGCUUUUUUUCCCCGGAGCCACUGUGAAGCAUGCUUGUCAAUCAGAGGGGAACUCGCUGUACUUCCAUGGUGGAGAGGGAGUGGGCCAUAGUUUUGCUUCUACUCGGGACAUUGAUCUCCACCGGGAAGAAGGACAGAGCUACUGGGAGGAGAACUUUGAAAGUCCCCCCAGUGGCUGGGACAUUGAGGGGGCAGUAUAUGGCACUCAGUGCGGGGAAAUUGAGUCUGGCUCAGCACUAGUGUUCCUUGGGGAUGACGUGAGAAAGGUGUGCACUCCCUACCUGGACACAACGUCUUAUGGCAACCUGCGUUUCUAUUUUACUAUGGGUGGUGGUGAGUGCGACCCUGGAGAGUCACAUGAAAAUGAUGUUAUCGUCUUUGGGCGGUCACAGGGAAGAAGAGAUCAUGUGCUUUUGGACACACUUCCUUUUAGUGCCUACAGGACCCCUACUGUGGUGUCAGUGGCCUUGCCUGUAGAGUUGCAAUCUCCUGUGACCCAGUUCUGUCUGGAACAGAAGUUUCAUGCUGGAGCUAACCGUCAUGUAUGGGCAGUGGACUUUCUGCAGCUGUUGCCAGUGCUGCCUGGUGCUCACACACACAUGACCCAGUUUUCAGUUAACCUCGGCUGUGGUUCCUACCAGCCUGCUAACAGUGUAAAUUUGGAGUUCUCAACCAAUCAUGGUCGGUCCUGGUCCCUCCUGCACACGGAGUGUCUGCCUGAGCUGUGUUCAGGGCCACACCUUCCCCACAGCACAAUCUACUCAUCUGAAAACUACAGCGGGUGGACAAGAAUUUCCAUCCCUCUUCCCAAUGCGGCCCUCACAGAGAGCACUCAGUUCCGAUGGAGACAGACUGGAAGUGGAACUGGGAACAUGUGGGCCAUUGACAAUGUUUAUGUCGGACCAUCCUGCCUACGUUUCUGCUCAGGAAGAGGACAUUGCUCGCGCACCGGGUGCAAGUGUGACCCAGGUUUCAGUGGUCCAGCAUGUGAGCUUGCAUCUCAAACCUUCCCUGCAUUCCUAUCAGAGGGUUUCUCCAGCUCAAGGCUCUCCUCUUAUCACAGCUUCUCUUCUAUGCGUGGAGCCGAAGUCAGUUUUGGCUGUGGGGUUUUAGCCAGUGGCAAAGCCUUGGUUUUCAACAGAGACAACAGAAGACACUUGGUCACUGCCCCACUGGACAGCUCACAGGCCAGAUAUCUGCAGUUCACUCUGAGAUUGGGAAGCCGUAGUACCCUCAGUUCCUGUCCUGCUCCAGAUCAGCCUGGAGAGGGUUUACUGCUCCAUUACUCCUCAGACAAUGGCAUCACCUGGACCUUGCUGCAGCAUUACCCUUACCAGGGCUUCCAUGAGCCCAGGAUUGUGUCAGUAGAGCUCCCCCCAGGUGCACGGAACUUUGGAGUCCAGUUCCGCUGGUGGCAGCCAUACCACUCGGGUCGUGGGCAGGAUGUAUGGGCACUGGACGAAAUCAGCAUGACCUCUGUGCUCUUUAACACCAUUAGUUUGGACUUCAGCAAUGUGCUGGAUGUCACUCAGAGUUUGGGCUUUUACCUGGGGCAUGUGCAGCCCUACUGCCAGCAUGACUGGACACUCAGUUUCUGUGGAGAGCCCAACCCUGGAUCUAGUAUCCGCUAUGUGGAGACUCAGUCCAUGCAAAUUGGAGCUUCCUACACGCUGCAGUUUUCCCUGGUAAUGGGCUGUGGUCGUGAGCCCUCCCCUCACAUUGACACACAAGUUCGGCUGGAGUUCUCUACUAAUCAUGGCCUGACCUGGCACCUGGUCAAAGAGGCCUGCCUUCCAGGUAUGCCUAGCUGCUCUGAGUUCACUGCCCCCAGUGUCUACCAUCCUUCUGAGUUCACGGCCUGGAGAAGGAUCACCCUUCCCCUGCCUCAGAAAACAUGGUCCAGUGCCACUCGGUUUCGCUGGAUCCAGAACUAUUACAGUGAGCAGGACGAGUGGGCACUAGAUGACAUCUACAUUGGGCAGCAAUGUCCUCAAAUGUGCCAUGGACAUGGCUGGUGUGACCAUGGUCACUGCAGGUGUGAUGAGGGCUUUUCUGGUACAAAAUGUCAGCCCACUUCCUCGCUGUCCUCCAGUGUACUCUCAGACUUUGAGUCCCAGGAAGCACUAAUGGUCACAUGGCAGGAGGUGAUUGGUGGAGAGAUAGUUACUCCUGACCAGGGUUGUGGUGUUGUGUCAUCUGGAUCUUCUUUGUACUUUAGCAAGGCUGGAUUGAGACAGCUAGUGAGCUGGGACCUGGACACAGAAUGGGCUGAGUUUGUGCAGUUCUACUUGCGCGUGGGUGGAGACUGGGUGGAGUGUAACCAAGCCGAUAGCAGGGAGGAGGGAGUUCUUCUGCAGUACAGUAACGAUGGUGGCAUUAGCUGGGGCCUGAUUGCAGAGAUGUACUUCACUGAUUUUACCAAACCUCGGUUUGUUCAUUAUGAGUUGCCACUGGCUGCUAAGACUCCAUGUACCCGGUUCCGCUGGUGGCAGCCCCUCAAUUCAGGUGAGGGCUAUGACCAGUGGGCUAUUGAUGAUGUCAUCAUUCUCUCUGAGAGGGAAAAGCAUGUUAUUCCAAUGGCUAAUCCUACUCUUCCUCAGAACUUCUAUGAGAAGCCAGCGUUUGAUUAUCCACUGAACCAAAUGAGUGUGUGGCUGAUGCUGGGCAAUGAGGGAAUGGACAAGGAACGAAAUGGUAGUUUCUGUGCCCCCACGCCCUCAGCUAUGGUAUUUGGAAGAUCUGAUGGGGAUAGAGUGGCUGUGACUCGAGACCUUGCCCUCCGCCCUGGCUACACAUUGCAGUUCAAGUUGAACAUUGGGUGUGAGUCAGAGUUCAGCGCUUCAGCUCCUGUGAUGCUUCAAUAUUCUCAUGAUGCCGGGCGUACCUGGGCUCUGGUACUUGAGGGCUGUUUUCCAGGUUCUCCUGGUACAGCAGGUUGUGAAGGCAGUGGGCGUGAGCUCAGGGAACCUACUAUCUACAACAUAGGAGACUAUGAGCGCUGGACCAGGGUUACUGUUCUAAUUCCACGCAAUGUGGCUGCAAGUAAAACACGGUUUCGUUGGUUCCAAGAGAGCAGUGUUCAUCAAGAUGCACCUGCAUUUGCUCUGGACGGUGUUUACAUCUCUGAGCCUUGUCCCAAUCACUGUGGGGGUCAUGGGGACUGCAUCUCAGGAGUCUGCUUCUGUGACAUGGGAUACACAGUGGAACAGGACAGCUGUGUGCCAUCUGUCCCUAGUCCCUCUGAGUUGACUGAGAGCUUUGAGGGGAAGUUAAGUCCUCUUUGGCAGAGAAUUAGCGGAGGCCAUAUAGGGGGUGGCUGUGGUACCAUCAGUGAGGGAAAGGCCCUCUACUUCAGCAGCUCUGGCCAACGAGAGGCUCGCACUGUGCCCCUGGAUACUACCAGUACCCGGCUUGUUCAGUUCUACAUCCGGAUUGGUGGGAAGAACAUGGGUCCAACCUGCACUAGGCCUCGCUCCCGCAAUGAAGGGGUGAUAUUGCAGUUCUCAACCAGUAAUGGUGUGCAGUGGCACUUUUUGCGAGAGUUGGACUUUGGUUCCUUUCUAGAACCACAGGUAGUGACUGUUGAGCUGCCCCCUCAGGCAAAGGCAUCCUACACGGUGUUCCGUUGGUGGCAGCCCCAACAAGGAAAACACUCAGCCCAGUGGGCACUUGAUGAUGUUUUGAUCGGGAUGAACGAUAGCUCCAGAACGGGGUUCCAUGAUAAGUUUGAUGGAACAUCACCCUUAAGGCACAACUGGUUCAGAGUAGUUGGUGGAGAAGUGAUAGUAGAUUGCCUUUCCCUGGACACAGCCCUGACUUUCCAGACUGAUCCAGGAAACAAGCGGCCACGCUAUGCAGAGAGCUGGGACUUUGAGGUGUCAGGUUCUUCAUUCCUCCAGUUUGAUCUUAGUAUGGGCUGCAGUAAGGCUGUAAGUCCAGCCCACGGAGUGCACCUGGAGUUUUCCACUGACUGUGGACGCCACUGGACACUGCUAACACCUGAGUGUGUGCCACCUGCUAUUGGAUGUGCCGAAUACACUCAGAGCUCAAUCUACAGCGCUCCGCAGUACUCCCGCUGGAGGAGGAUCACUGUCUAUCUGCCCAGUGCUGCAAAUUCUCCCAGAACAAGGUUCCGUUGGAUCCAGUCUCACUUCACUCCUGGAGCAGACAGCUGGGCCCUAGAUAAUGUGCUGCUGGCUCCUGGCUGUCCCUGGAUGUGUUCUGGACAUGGCCUGUGUGACAAUGGGCACUGUGUGUGUGACAGAGGUUAUGGUGGGGUCCACUGUGUGCCUGUGACUCCCUUGCCCCAUGUUCUUAGGGAGGACUUCAAUGAGAACCUAGAGGCAGAGAUCUGGCCUGAGGUGUAUGGGGCAGAAAGGGGUACAUUGAGUGGAGAGCCUCUGAAAUCAGGCACAGCUCUCAUCUUUAAAGGAGAAGGAUUACGUAUGCUUGUUUCACGGGAUCUUGACUGCACAAGCACUCUGUACAUCCAGUUUUCAUUUAAGUUUAUUACAAAGGGAGUGCCAGAGCGUUCUCACUCCGUGUUGCUGCAGUAUUCAGUGAAUGGCGGGAUCAGUUGGAUGCUACUGGAUGAAUUCUACUUCCCCACUUCCACUGACACACUUUUCCUACAUUUGGCACUGCCCCCUAGUGCUCAGACUAAUGCUACACGCUUCAGACUGUGGCAGCCUUACAACAAUGGCAAGAAAGAGGAGGUGUGGGUGAUUGAUGAUCUAAUCAUUGAUGGCAGCUCACUGAACAACCCGCCAGUUCUAUCAGAGAGUUUUGAGGGUGGGCCUCGGGAUUUUAACUGGUUGUUCUUCCCAGGGGGCAAUAUUGGUCUCUACUGUCCAUACCAGAAGGCAGGACUGGAGGAUGACUCAGCCUUGGUGUUUGUGUCAAGUGAGCUAGGAGAACACUCAAUAACCACAAGAGAUAUUGAUGUCAAUGAGAACACUAUUAUACAGUUUGAGAUCAAUGUGGGAUGUACAGCAGAGAGCUCUUCGUCAAACCCUGUGCGCCUGGAGUUCUCCAGGGACUUUGGGGCCACAUGGCAUCUCUUGGUUCCUCUGUGUGCAGGCACACCAACAUCCAGCUCCCUCUGCUCCACUGAGCUCCACCCUGCCAGUAUAUACUACCAUGGCACUACCCAAGGCUGGAGGAGGGAAGUCAUUCACCUCGGCAAGCUACAUCUGUGUGGGUUAAUACGGUUCCGUUGGUACCAGGGGUUCUUUUCCUCUGGCAUGACACCACCUGCCUGGGCUCUAGACAACGUUUAUAUUGGCCCCCAGUGCCAGGACAUGUGCAGUGGCCAUGGAGCGUGUGUGAGGGGUACCCACUGUGAGUGUGACCCUGGUUACUCUGGCCCAGGCUGCUCUGUUCCAGAUGCAUCAAACCCAGACUUCUUAAAAGAGGACUUUGAAGGAGGUGCUUUGGAGUUUGAGCAUUUCAAAGUGCUGAGUGGAGGAAAGCCUUCCAGGAAGUGUGGCAUCAUGACUAGUGGAAACCAUCUGUUCUUCAGUGAGGAUGGUUUGCGCAUGUUGGAGACUACAGACAUGGAUCUGUCUAAUGCCAGGUUUAUACAGUUUUUCCUACGGUUGGGUUGUGGGAAAGCUGCUCCUGAUCCACGUUCCCAGCCUGUAUUACUUCAAUACUCAGUGAAUGGAGGAUUGUCUUGGAGCAUACUGCAGGAAUUUCUGUACAGCAACAGCAGUAACCAGGCUCACUUGGUGGCCCUGGAGAUUCCUCUGCGAGCACGCACCACUGAAACUCGUCUACGUUGGUGGCAGCCAUCUGAAAAUGGUCAUUUCCAUAGCCCGUGGGUCAUUGAUAAGGUGGUGGUGGGUGGCAGUGCCAGUGGCUGGGGUCCUCUGGAGGAUGACUUCUCUGCCGCAGAUGCACGUUCUUGGCUGCUUCACCCUGGUGGCACACGUAUGCCUGUGUGUGGCUCUGAUGGCGAGGCAUUUGCCUUUAUUGAGAAGUCUAACACUCGCUAUGGUGUCACUACUGAUAUCAGUGUGGGGCAGGAUGCCUUCAUCCAGUUUGAUUUCUCUGCUUCCUGCUCUGUCACUGCAUCCUGCUACUCGGUGGAGCUGGAAUACUCUCUGGACCUUGGACUGACUUGGCACCCACUCUUGAGGGACUGUUUACCCACUAGUCCAGACUGCUCCUCCUACACACUCCAAAGGCUAUUAGUUUCAGACACCUACAACAAAUGGGGAAGAGUUACUUUGCCCAUUCCACCUUAUGCAAGGUCUCCAGCUACACGAUUCCGCUGGUUCCAGCAGGCUCCUUUUGACAAGCAGCAGACCUGGGCUCUGGACAAUCUCUACAUUGGAGAUGGCUGUCCUGAAAUGUGCUCUGGCCAUGGUAGAUGCAAGCAAAAUUCCUGUGUUUGCGACCCUGAGUGGGGAGGUGAGUACUGUGAUGAAGCCCUGGUACCCCUCCCGUUUCAGCUAAAGGACAGUUUUAGUCGUGCACCUUCACUCAACCACUGGCAUCUGCUGACUGGAGGAAAGCUGAGUAGUGUGUGUGGGGCUGUAGCUUCUGGAGCAGCCCUGCACUUUAGUGGGGGCUGCACUCGUCAGCUGAUAACUGUGGAUUUGAACUUGACCAGUGCUGAGUUCAUACAGUUCUACUUCAUGUAUGGAUGCAUGGCUCCCCCUACUAACCGAAACCAGGGUGUCUUGCUGGAGUUUAGCCAGAAUGGUGGCAUCAGCUGGAGUUUGCUGACAGAGAUAUUCUAUGACCAAUACAGCAAGCCAGGGUUUGUAAAUGUGCUACUGCCUCCUGCUGCUCAGGCAGUAGGAGUACGUGUGCGCUGGUGGCAGCCACAGCACGAUGGAGCAGACCGCAGUGACUGGGCUCUGGAUAAUGUGCUCAUUUCUGGCUCAGACACCCGCACUCAAAUCUCUGACACAUUUGGUGGCAUUGCAUUACCCAAUCAUGAGAGAGCUCCAGCUGAUGGAACACCUACUGGCCGCACAGUGAACCAAGAUGAAGAGAGCAGCACAGUGAGUGAGCACUGGUUGUUCUCUGAGGACUGUUCUGUGCAGCGGUUCUGCCAUUCCCCAGAUGGGGUUAUGGUGUGUGGCAAUGUUGAUGGCCGAGAAGUAUACGCCGUCACUCAUGACAUUGUCCCUGAAAAAGGUUGGGUCAUGCAGUUUAAGAUUGCUGUUGGUUGCACUGUGCCAGAGAGACAUGCUGAGCGACAGGUUCAUGUCCAGUAUUCACUGGACUUCGGUGUUUCAUGGAAGUACUUGAUGCCUCAAUGCCUUCCUGCUAACCCCCGCUGUGGGGGACAAGUAUCCCAACCCUCUGUCUUCUUCCCUGCAGAGGGCUGGAAAAGAGCUGUCUACCCUCUGCCUGACAGCCUCGCAGAUAUAGCAGUUCGAUUCCGAUUCUAUCAGCAGUGCUCGGACAUGCAGUGGGCAGUGGAGAACUUCUACAUUGGGCCUGCAUGUAAGAACCAUUGCAGAGGCCAUGGAGACUGUCUGGAUCAGCGUUGCCUCUGUGACCCAGGAUUUUCUGGACCCAACUGCUAUGCCAGCUCUGUCCUGAAGCCAUCCUUGAAGGAACGUUUUGAGUGGCAAGGAAUCCACGGGUCACAAUGGCAGGUUUUGGAAGGGGGUCACCCAUGCGUUGACUGUGGAGUACUGGUCGAGGGCAAAGCAUUGUACUUUAAUGGAGCUAAUGCAAGGCAGGCUGUCACUGCUGACCUAGAUCUGCGUGGAGCCAAGUUUGUUGAGUACUGGGCCAAAAUCGGAAGUGAGGGCAAUAUGAGUCUAUGUCAUCGUCCAACGUGUAGAAAAGAGGGUGUUCUGCUGGAUUAUUCCACUGAUGGAGGUGUGUCAUGGACACUGCUUCAUGAGAUGGACUAUUUGAAGUAUGUGUCAGUAAGAAGGGACUACAUUAUUUUGCCAGAGGGAGCUCUGACAAAUGCUACACGUCUGCGUUGGUGGCAGCCAUUCACUGUGUCUUCAGGCCUGGUAACCCCCAAUCUUGGACGUGCACAGUGGGCUUUAGAUAACAUCCUGGUGGGAGGCUCUGACAUCAACCCCAGCACCCUACUAGACACUUUCGAUGAUGAAGGUACAGCACAUGAAGAAAGUUGGAGUUUCUAUCCAAAUGCUGUGCGAACAGCUGGUUUCUGUGGAAAUCCCUCUUUUCACCUCUACUGGCCCAAUAAAAAACAAGAUGGAACUCACAAUAUUCUAGUCACUCGGGAGCUUAUUGUCCAACCAGGAUAUAUUUUACAGUUUAAGAUUGUGGUUGGUUGUGAAGCAGACAGCUGUGAGGAUUAUCAUUCAGUGCUUCUACAAUACAGGAAAGAUGCCAGGUCAGACUCAUGGCAGUUGGUACAGUCCGCCUGCCUUCCCUCUUCAGUGAACAAUGUGGGCUGUUCCCCGUUCCAGUUCCAUGAGUCCAGUAUCUACAGCCCAGUUAACAGCUCAGUAUGGACGAGAAUUACUGUGCAGUUGCCUGACCACGUCUCCUCUGGUGCUACACAGUUCCGCUGGAUUCAGAGAGAAGGUGCCGGUGAGCAACAUGGCUGGGGAGUUGAUCAUGUCUACAUUGGUGAAGCCUGUCCAGGUCUGUGUAGUGGGCAUGGGUACUGCACCAACGGAGCAAUCUGCAUCUGUGACGAAGGGCACCAUGGUGAUGAUUGCUCUCUGUCCAACAGUGAUCUUCCCACCUCUAUCAAGGACAAUUUUGAGUCUGGUUCAGUGUCUGAAGAGAGCUGGAGUGUAAUUCAGGGUGGAGGGGUCAGCAGUGGCUGUGGGCAGCUUUCCCCACAUGCUCAUGGAGAUUCCCUUUAUUUCAGUGGUUGCAAGAUGAGGCAGGCCAUCACCAAGCCUCUGGACCUUACCCGGGCCAGCAAGAUUAUGUUUGUGCUGCAGAUUGGCAGUGUGUCUCAAACAGACAGCUGUAACUCAGCUUUGGACCAGGUUGAUACUGUGGAUAGGGCUGUACUGCUCCAGUAUAGCGUCAACAAUGGAGUCAACUGGCAUGUUAUUGCUCAGCACCAACCCAAAGACUUCAUCAAGGCCCAGAGAGUCUCCUACAACAUUCCACUUGAGGCACGUGUGAAAGGGGUACAGCUGCGAUGGUGGCAGCCACGUCAUGGUGGUGCAGGACAUGACCAGUGGGCUCUAGACCACGUGGAAGUAGUUCUGGCAGGGCAUGUGCCCCCCCAAAUCUUUCUGCAUGCCAGCAGCAGCUCCCAUGUAUCCUCCUCCUCUCGCACUCUAAUCUCUGCUCUCUUCUAUAUUCUGCUCCCCUGACAUGGCUGUAGAGUCAGCACCCGUAAACAAAACU